Messenger RNA from Xyrauchen texanus (razorback sucker), 2308 nucleotides. It is a transcript of the gene mapkapk2b, whose product is annotated as MAPK activated protein kinase 2b. Bases 134 to 1285 code for a protein of 383 amino acids. Gene Ontology annotation, molecular function: calcium-dependent protein serine/threonine kinase activity; calcium/calmodulin-dependent protein kinase activity; ATP binding. The transcript has 10 exons. The record is from RefSeq and is a predicted model, not a curated record. Gene Ontology annotation, biological process: peptidyl-serine phosphorylation; vascular endothelial growth factor receptor signaling pathway; intracellular signal transduction. NCBI's taxonomy places the organism in Eukaryota, Metazoa, Chordata, Actinopteri, Cypriniformes, Catostomidae. Gene Ontology annotation, cellular component: cytoplasm; nucleus.
AGAAAGAGAUUAUUAUUUAGUGCGAGUAAAAGUAUUCAGAUUUGCCCUGUUAAUUGGAUCCUUUCGAAAUCCGUUAAGCCGGUCUAAAGUCUUCACUUCUUCACCGAUAGUGAGUUGAAAAUACUCCACCAAUAUGUCAGAAGAAAGAGAAACUAAACAUGAUUCAGCUGUUUCUAAAGAGCAGCAAAAGAACCCGCAUGAGAUUCACAUUGAUGCUCCAGGGCUGAAGUCCACACUGAAGAUCAAGAAGAAUGUGAUAACAGAGGAAUAUAAACUGUCGGGUCCAGUGCUCGGGAUAGGCAUCAACGGCAAGGUCUGGGAAAUAUUUCACAAGAAAACUGGCGAAAAAUAUGCCUUAAAGAUGCUGCAGGACACCUUUAAGGCUCGACGAGAAGUGGAGCUUCACUACAGGGCAUCGAGUUGUCCACGUAUUGUAGGAAUUGCAAAUGUCUUUGAGAAUUUCUACCAAGGCAAAAAGUGUUUGCUUCUCAUCAUGGAGUGUAUGGAGGGGGGAGAACUCUUUUGCCGCCUUAAGGAACGUGGCGAUCAAGCUUUCACUGAAAGAGAAGCAUCUGAAAUAAUGAGAAGUAUUGGAGAAGCUGUCGAGUUCCUGCAUGGGAAUGACAUUGCUCACAGAGACCUCAAGCCAGAGAAUUUGCUGUACACAUCAAAGCGACCUGAUGCCCAGCUCAAGCUCACAGACUUUGGAUUUGCCAAAGAGACCACAACCAGCAACUGCUUGACCACGCCUUGCUAUACACCUUACUUUGUGGCUCCAGAAGUGCUUGGUCCAGAGAAAUAUGAUAAGUCAUGUGAUAUGUGGUCAUUAGGAGUCAUCAUGUACCUCCUGUUGUGUGGAUAUCCACCAUUCUACUCAAACCAUGGCUGGCCAAUGUCACCAGGAAUGACGACUCGGAUACGGAAUGGCAUGUAUGAAUUCCCUAACCCUGAAUGGUCAGAGGUGUCAGAGGAAGCAAAGCAGCUAAUUUGCCAUUUAUUGAAAACUGAUCCUACAGAGAGAAUGACCAUCACAGAGUUCAUGAACCAUCCUUGGAUCAAUAAGUCAAUGAAGGUUCCGAAGACUCCUCUACACACGAGUCGAGUUCUUACAGAAGAAAGUAAUGUCUGGGAAAAAGUCAAGGAAGAGAUGACUAAUGCCUUGGCAACAAUAAGAGUGGACUACGAGCAAAUAAAGAUCAAAGCCAUUGAGAACUCGUCCAACCCUCUCCUUGUGAAGAGAAAACAGAGAAUGAUGACUGCAACAAAAGAAGCACCAGGACAGUGACAAACACAUUUGCAUGAGGACAUGUGUAGCUGUUUAACACAUAAAGAAAUAGUUCACCAAAAAUGAAAAUUCUCAUGAUUUACUCACCCUCCUGGCAUCCCAGAUGUGUAUGACAUUCUUUUUCCUGUAGAACACAAAUUAAGAUUUUUAGUAUUUCAUCUCUGUACAAUGCAAGUGAAUGGGUGCCAAAAUGUGUAAGCUCCGAAAUCCACAUAAAAGGAGCAUAAAAGUAAUCAUAAUUUAAAAAAGUAAUCGUAAUAUACAUAAUUCACCCACACCUAUCAUAUUGCUUCAUAAGAUGUGUAUUUAACCACUAGAUUCGUCUGAAGUACUUUUAUGUAUGCCUUUUGGAGCUUAAACAUGUUGGCACCCAUUCACUUGCAUUGUUUGGACCUACAGAUCUGAAAUGUUUGUGUUCUGAAGAUGAAAGAAAGUCAUACACAUCUGGGAUGACAUGAGGCUGAGUAAAUGAUGAGAACAUUUUCAUUUUUGGGUGAACUAUACCUUUAAGAGCUCCCUUAAAACAAAUAUCUGUAUAAUCACUUUAGUCAUUUAUUUUGUAAUUUAUGUAUUUCAUGGCUUUGUAUUGUUUAUCAUUCAAAGUUUGCACCACAGUUGGUUAUAGCAUGGAAUAAUAAUUUUUUUGGAGGGAUACGGAGAAUGUCAAAAUCUUAUAGGCCUAAUGAGUAGAGGAAUUCAAAUAGUUCUGAUGAUUGGGACACUUUUUUGGAACUAUUGUUGUCACCUCUGCAAACCAUGAAGUCUUUGAUGAAUUUUUAAUGUAUAUUCAGCCAGAGUCUAAAUGAGUUAAGAUUUGGUUCUAAGGCCUAAAAUCUGGUCUCAGUGACAACGCGAAUGAAUCGUACACUGUAAAACAAACAGUGACCUGCAAUUGCAACAGGGUUGGCAAUUGUUACUUUUAGGAGCAAUUUUUACCUGAUCUGACCCUCAAAAUUAAUUUUUUGGUAUAAUAUGUUUUCAGGUUGAUUCAGUGAUGGUAAACAAUAUUUUUGACUUGAAUAA